Symbiodinium sp. CCMP2456 is the source of this 3090-nucleotide messenger RNA. NCBI's taxonomy places the organism in Eukaryota, Dinophyceae, Suessiales, Symbiodiniaceae. The record is from the annotation of a GenBank genome assembly.
GAGGAGCGGCCUUUGUCACCCUCGACCCCGUGCCGCUGCGUCCGCCCUGCUCGGAGCGGUCGCGGGUGGAGGUUCCAGUGGCGGUCGGAGCAGGUCCUUGCAGCUGCAGCUUUAUGGAGCGUGCGACGGUGCAGGCGCGGGGCACCGACUGCCACGCGGGUGGCCAAUGCCGCCAAAGAUGUGCAGGUUGCGGAGGAGCUGUUGGUCGCCUGUCGAGAUGGCAAGUCCAACACGGCUUUGCAACUCCUGCGCGAGAAGCCUGAGCGCGUGCGGGAGGCGCUGCUACGCCCAGCCGCCCAAAGACAACUGACACCUUUGCAGUGGGCCUGCAGCCGGAACUUGUACGAGGUGGUGGAGCACUUGACACAGCACUUUAUGGGAGACGUUCGCCCUUCCAUCGACUACUGCCUCUUCAACGUCAGCCGCCGCGGCUACACCAGCAUCGCCGAGCUGCUGAUCCAGCGCUUCCCGGCUGAGGCCGAAUCCUCGGCUGGGCGCGAUGUGGUCGAGGCCGCAAGGUCUGGGCAGGCCGGGAUUGUUCGGCUCCUCUCCGAGCGCUUUCCCAGUGCCGUCCGGGGCGUGGCCUCCGAGGCGCUGUACGAGGCCUGUGGAGCUGCUUCAGCACAAACUGCCAAUCAGCUGCUCAGAGACUUCCCGGAGGAAGCCCGGGCUUCGAUGGACCCAAAUGCAGCGGACCAGACCCCUCUGCUGCGAGCGUGCCAGACAGGCUUGGUCGGGGUGGUGAGGCGCCUCCUGGAGCAGUUCCCGGAGGCCAAGGGAGCGCUGGAGGUGAAAGACUCAGCUGGCAUGACCCCUUUGGCCUGGGCCUGCGACAACGGUCACGAUGCCAUCGUGGAGAUGGUGUUGCGAAGGUUCCCGAAUCUGGCGGAAGUUGCCCCGAUCGAGCUGGAGGGGGAGGAGGAGCUCGAGCAGAGCCCAGAGAUGAUGCAGCCGAAGAACCGCGAGAACAUGGCCAAGAGCGGCUAUCGCCUCGUGGGGAGCCACAGUGCUGUGAAGCAGUGCCGCUGGACUCGGAAUGCCAUCCUAGGCCAAGGCCAAUGCUACAAGCACACUUUCUAUGGGAUCAACUCGCACCAGUGCAUGGAAGCAACGCCAUCUGUGGCCUGCGCAAACAAGUGCACCUUCUGCUGGCGGAAUCACGAGAACCCGGUGGCCACCUCCUGGGAUUUCAAGAUGGACGACCCCGACUGGAUCGUGCAGGAAAGCAUCCGCAACCACCUGGAACUCGUGGAGGAGGUCUCCGAGUCCCCGCACGCGCUUCCUGAUCGAGUCCUCGCUGCGCGUUCGGUGCGCCAUGUGGCUCUGUCCCUGGUGGGGGAGCCGGUGCUGUACCCGAAAGUGGCGGAGUUCGUGUCGUCGCUGCACAAGCGCCGCAUCUCCACUUUCUUCGUGACCAACGGACAAUUCCCGGACCAACUCGCGGAGCUCCCCUGGGUGACACAGCUGUACGUCUCUUUGGACGCACCAGAUGCCACAACCUUGCGGGAUGUCGGUCGUCCCCUUUUCCGAGACUACUGGGAUCGUCUGCGAAGGUCUCUAGCUGUUCUGCGCGAAAAGCAUCCGAAACAGAGGACGGUCUGUCGAAUGACAGUGCUCAAAGGCGUGGCUGAGAACGAUGAGGCCUGUCAAGGCUAUGCCGACCUGAUCAACAUCUCGCAGUGCGAUUUCGUCGAGAUCAAAGCUGCGACAUAUUCACCCGUGUGGGACAAGCGCAACUCUGGACUCUCGCGGGACAGUAUACCGAGGCACGACGAUGUGCUGCAGCUUGCUCGCCUUUUGGUCUCCAAAUUGCCCAUGUAUGGGAUUGCGGCAGAGCAUGAGCAUAGCUUCUGCAUCCUUCUCGGGCGUCGGGACCGCUUUUAUGAGCCAUUUGGCGCGAGGUGGAGGACCUGGAUCGAUUUCGACAAGUUCGCCGAUGCCGCCGAGAAAGGAGAGACCCUGGACACAACAGACUUUGCCGCUGAGACCCCCCCUUGGGCACUGCAUCAAGGUACAUCGAACCGGUACGAUGGGAAGAUCGGGUUCGAUCCGCAGGAGGUGCGCCGCUUUCGGCGUCCGAUGCCUCGACUGACUCGACGUGAGAAGAAGAAGCUGUGGCCCAAACACAAGAUGAUGGUGGACGUGGCCGUCCUCACGCCACAGGAAGGGCUCGACGAGGCCGCGCAAGCCCAGGAGCUCUUAAAGCAGCCGCACGUCCGCAGCGUCACCCUCUUCGAGCCCGUGGGCACCGGGCACGACGAAGAAAGGGUCGGGGUGCGUUACGUGGCCGGUGACCCCGACCUGAACAUCACGUACAAAGAGGCUGGACUGGCUUUCAACGUGGACCUGAAAAGGCGCCUGAGUCGGCUGAGCAAGAGCCAGGGUGGCAUACAUGAGCGGGAGCGCAUCUGUCAGCUGGUGCAGCCGGGAGAGCGCGUUCUCGUGAAAAACGAGUUUGCUUUGGAGAACAUCAAGGCGAACAAGCUCGAUGGCAAGGUCUCCAGCCUUUGCCGCAACUCCUUAGAUGUUGCGGGCCUUGGCCGGUUUGAUCGCAUCUGCGCAUUCCUAAAGUUCCAAGCUUUGGAGAACCUCGAGGCGCUGGUGUCGGCAAUGAGAGAGGGCGGGACGCUGCACUUCUACAACCACGAGUCCAAGGCAUGUCCGGAAGCAGAGCUGUGGAAAUCACUUGGCGUGGCAAAGUUGGAUGCACCAAAGCGAAGUGCAAAAGUGGCUGCACAAUUCUUAAGAGCAGUGGCCAUGAAGGAUUGGAAGAAUCAGGUGCUUGCCAUGCUAGCCAUCGUGGAACCGCCCGAGGUCCCCACCCAUGGAGAUCCAGAGGCCCUUGCAGAGCGGGCCUUGGCACAGCAGCUGGGGGUCGUCAUUCAUACCGUCUACUUGGGAUGGCCUCAGGGCUACCCGCGGUCACUCGCCGCCCUGAGCGAGGCUACAGGAGGCCGACAGUUCGCGGCCUUCUACCAGCCAGAAAGCCGUGGCUCUCCUAGUACGAGGCCGCAGCCGCGGGUACCACGGGUCCGAAACACACAUGGAGUUGGGCUGGACAGCGGCUUCAUUCGAGUCGUGGAGCGAUGA